Messenger RNA from Epinephelus fuscoguttatus (brown-marbled grouper), 1144 nucleotides. It is a transcript of the gene bet1, whose product is annotated as Bet1 golgi vesicular membrane trafficking protein. The transcript has 4 exons. The record is from RefSeq and is a predicted model, not a curated record. Gene Ontology annotation, cellular component: Golgi trans cisterna; SNARE complex. Gene Ontology annotation, molecular function: SNAP receptor activity. Gene Ontology annotation, biological process: vesicle fusion with Golgi apparatus; endoplasmic reticulum to Golgi vesicle-mediated transport. NCBI's taxonomy places the organism in Eukaryota, Metazoa, Chordata, Actinopteri, Perciformes, Serranidae. Bases 165 to 503 code for a protein of 112 amino acids.
UGUCCUCGCCGGCCACCGUAUGAUGUCGUGGCGUUUGCUGAUAUACACGGAGUUUCCCCUCUUACCCGCUCACCAUUAGCUGUGAUUUCUGGCUUAUUUAGUCUGAAUUUAUUUCCUUACACGUUACAUAAACCACCGGACAGUGUUACCUUAAGCGGUUCAAGAUGAGACGCGCCGGUUUGGGUGAAGGAGGUGCUGGGAAUUAUGUAGCAAGUGGAUACAGUGUGUAUGAAGAGGAAAAUGAACACCUACAGGAGGGACUGAGAGCUAAAGUCAGCGCUUUGAAAAGUCUGUCUAUCGACAUCGGAACGGAAGUGAAAUACCAGAAUAAAAUGCUGGAUGACAUGGACACAGACUUUGACUCAACAGGCGGCCUGCUUGGUGCCACCAUCGGCAGAGUCAAGCAGCUGUCCAGAGGCAGCCAGACCAAACUGCUGUGCUACAUGCUGCUCUUCUGCUUGUUUGUCUUCUUUGUCCUGUACUGGUUCAUCAAGCUGAGGUGAUAGGAGGACUCUGUUGGGACUUGGCCUCUGAACUCCACAUCUUCAUCCCCAGUCUGUGCCACACCCAUGCAUCUCAAAACUAGACCCACAUGAUGCUGAUGAGAAAAGGCAAGGAUUUGUUUUUAGGUGUCUCAGCUUUUCAUGUGCCCACGUCGUCUCUGAGUACUUCAUAGAAUGACCCCAAAACUGAAUCAGGAAAGGAAUCCUACUGAUGUAAUGUGAUGGAAUCCCUAAAAGUAAAACUCGGUCUGAGAUGACUGAGCAUGUGAUGUAGUGUAUAUAAGGACGUAGACACUGCCUGUAUAUGUAUACACACUUAUUAGCAGCCCAAUUUACCUAGAUGGAAAGAUGAGGCAUAAUAUUAAACAUUUAACAACUAUAGACGAUAUUACUGUGUCAAAAACUUUAUUCCAGUCGUGGGCACAUUAUAUGAUAAUGUGGGAGUGAUGAAAUGGCAAUCAGUCGAUACAGACCAAGUUGGGUUAAAACUGAUUAAGUUAUAUAAUGCUAGUUCAAGCUAAUAAUUCAGUGUGUUAUUACAGCAUUUGGCAUUCAUACAAAAUUAUAGCAGUGUCUACAUUGUUUGAUCUUCGUUGUAAAAAAUGUUUUUUAAUGUAAAUAAACAAAUUUUAUGCUCUGAA